AUGGAAGUAUCAUGGUUGAGUGCAAUUUUGGUCGGCGCCGGUUAUCUCGCUUUCGGUUACUUCAUUGGUUCUCACUAUCCCCAUCGUUUCUUUUUCUCCAAUAGAUUUUCAUCCCCUAAAGACAAAGAUGAUUCACUUCUCAAUCAUAACAACAGCAGUAAGCAGAAGAAGAAUAGUAAACCCAAAAUCAAAGACUCACUUGAGGUUGAACAGCUCGCGGAAAUUCUCGAGGAUUUUAAGAUGAUACUCGUUGUAAGAAAUGAUCUUAAAAUGGGUAAAGGAAAGAUUGCAGCUCAAUGCAGUCAUGCAACGUUGGGACUCUACAAAAAGGUUCUAUAUCGAGCUCCAAAGGCUUUAAAUAGGUGGGAGAUGUCUGCACAGCCCAAGGUUGUUGUCAAAAUUGAAAGUGAAGAAGAUAUGCUGGCUUUGCAAGAAAGGGCUAAAUCUCUGAAGUUACCCACUCAUAUCACAAUUGAUGCUGGGCGAACACAGAUUGCACCGAAUUCCAGAACGGUGAUGGCGAUUCUCGGACCUGUUGAAGUGGUAGAUGAGGUAACAGGUGGACUGAAACUUCUUUAG
Messenger RNA from Lathyrus sativus (Indian pea), 579 nucleotides. NCBI's taxonomy places the organism in Eukaryota, Viridiplantae, Streptophyta, Magnoliopsida, Fabales, Fabaceae. The record is from the annotation of a GenBank genome assembly.